AAGAUCCUACUUUUUACUGACAGCAUGCACGGACGGAUGAUCCCUUUGGAACGUUUUGGAGUCCACGAAUCGAACAUGUUAGAAUUAUCAAGUUUGUUUUUAAUAGCAAGUAAAACAAGCAGCCUUUGGGAUGGACGAACGUUGUGGAGACGUGGAUAAGCGGUGCAUCUGGCAAGAAAGAAGACCAGCGUGAGGGACGCAAAGACUCGCCAAAGCAGCGGGCCCCCAGUUGCGUGCACGUGUGAGCGAGGCCUCGGACGGGACGGCGAGCAAUGGCUCCCCGACAGCAGGUGGGCAGUAGGAGGCGGAGCUCUGGCUUCCUCCUCCUCCCCAUCCUCCUCUCCUUCGCGGUCCAGCCCAGCCGAGCAACCAUCCACUUUCCCUCCAACUACCACAUAAGUGACCUCAAGAAGCCUCCUGUUAUCACCACACAGCCCGAGUCUGUCACCGUCUUCAGCGUGGAAGAUCUCGUCAUGAUUUGCAAAGCCUCUGGAAACCCACCGCCCAUAUUCCGAUGGACGAAGGAUGGAGAGGAUUUCGACCCGGGCGCUGACCCGGAGCUGGAGGUGACGGAGCGCUUGGGUUCGUUUGCCUUCUACACCCUCAGCAACACGGUGGACUCCCUGAAGCAGUACCAGGGCAAAUACGUGUGCUACGCUUCCAACGAGCUCGGCACGGCCGUCUCCGACGAGGCCACGCUCAAAACUGAUGUCCCACCGUCUCAGCAGAAAGACAAAAAAGUCCAUGUGAAAUCUGAAGAGGGAAGCAGUAUUGUUCUCAAGUGCAACCCCCCGCAGAGCUCCAUGGAGCCCAUCAUUCACUGGAUGGACUGGCAGCUGCGUCACAUCCAACUGAGCGAGCGGGUGGUCGUGGGCAAGGAUGGUAACCUCUACUUUGCCCACCUGAAAACCACGGACAGCAGGAACGACUACACCUGCAAUGUCCAGUAUCUCGCAACUCGCACUAUCCUGGCAAAGGAACCUGUCACGCUGACCGUCAACCCCUCCAACUCAGUGGUGCGGAACCGAAGACCCCACAUGAUGAGACCUACUGGAAGCCACACCACUUACCAUGCACUCAGGGGCCAGACCAUCGAACUGGAGUGCAUCGUCCAAGGCUAUCCAACUCCAAAAGUAUCAUGGGUCAGGAAGGACGGCGAGAUGUCUGAAUCCCGGACUUCCAAAGAAAUGUUUGACCGCCGUCUGCGCUUCAGCAAUAUCUCCGAGAGCGACGCCGGCGAGUACCAGUGUCUUGCUGAGAAUUCCCAAGGAAAGCUCGUACACACUUACACCCUGACGGUGGAAGCCGGUCCUUACUGGACCAAAGAAACGGCCAGUAUGUUAUACGCUCCCGGUGAGAACGUCAGACUCGACUGCCAGGCGGAGGGCAUCCCUACUCCAGUCAUCACUUGGACCAUCAACGGAAUCCCGCUCUCAUCGACUGACAAAGACUCCAGACGCACUGUGACGCCAAGCAGCUCUCUCGUCCUCAAGGACGUGAAUUUCGGAGACACGGCCAUCUACCAGUGCAAGGCCUCCAACAAGCACGGAGCUAUCCUGUCAAACAUCAACGUUUAUGUCAUUGAGCUGCCUCCACAAAUCCUGACCGAGGACGGCAACACGUACACGGUGACCGAAGGCCAGAAGGUUUUACUGGAGUGUGACAGCUUCGGAUCUCCUAAACCAAAAGUCACAUGGACCAGUGGCAGUGCCUCCUCCCUUCUGGCUGAUUCCAGAAUGAACCCUCUCACCACAGGGGGUCUGGAAAUCUUCAAUGUCACACAUGACGACGAGGGCUUCUACACGUGCUCGGUGCAGAACACCAACCAGUCCAUCACUGCAGAGCUGGAGGUGCUCAACCGAACAGUGAUCCUGUCACCUCCGCAGGCUCUGAAGGUACAGCCUGGACAGACUGCCAUCUUCACCUGUCUCUCUCUUGUGGACCCCAAAUUGGCCUCUCCGCUUAUCCAGUGGAGAAAGAACGACCAGAAGCUGUUUGCAUCCGGCAAUGAUCUGAAAUACACAUUGGAAGGACCGGACUUGAUCAUCUCUGAUACCAAAGCUGACGACGAAGGCAACUACACGUGUCAGGUCAUCACAAAUCUGGACAUGGCCCAAGCGACCGGCACGCUCACUCUACACGAUCGUCCAGAUCCUCCUGGCCUUCUUCAACUUACGCAACCUAAAAGACGCGCAGUCAACCUCAGUUGGAUUCCCGGCUCUCAACACAACAGCCCCGUGAUAGAGUACGUGAUUGAGUUUGAGGAUCAGGUUUCAAACGAGCGAGGUUGGGAAGAGCUGAGCAGAAUACCGGGGGACAAGAACCACGCCAGUCUCUCUCUCUGGCCCUUCAUGUCGUACCGGUUCCGUGUCAUCGCCAUCAACGAGGUGGGCAAGAGUACUCCCAGCAAGCCAUCUGAAAUCUACAACACAGCUGCUGAAGCACCAGACAAGAACCCCGAAGAUGUCAGAAGCGAGUCCACCGACCCAGAUACGCUCGUCAUCACCUGGGAGGAAAUGGACAAACGGGACUUUAACGGACCUGACUUCAAGUACCGCAUCCUGUGGAGGCGGGUGGUGGGCAGCGGGCCCGACUGGCACCCCAACUACACGACUGAACCCCCGUUAGUUAUCAGCAAGAUCGGCAACUUCUCCGCAUUUGAGAUCAAAGUACAGGCUGUCAAUGAAAAGGGGGAAGGGCCUGAGCCCGAUCCCGUCAUUGGCUACUCGGGCGAGAACAUUCCACUGGAGGCCCCCAUGAAUGUGGGCAUUGCCACCCUGAACAGCACCGCCAUCAGGGUGACCUGGGCCGCAAUCGAAAGAGAGACGGUCAGAGGACACCUGCUGGGCUACAAGAUUCACUUGAGUCGAUUCGGCUCCCGGGGUCACCACAGAGCUCGAAGGGCAAGGGAGCUAUCGACCACUGUCAUUGUGGAGACCGGGGCCAACGAGGAGAGGAAGGUGAUCGGCAAUCUCCGACCGUACUCCCGCUACGGCUUGACCGUCAGCGUGUUCAACAGCAAAGGAGAUGGGCCGCCAUCGGAGAUGAUGUCCUUCGAGACCGAAGAAGGAGUUCCACAUCCGCCAACCUCUCUGGCGUUGGACAGUCCAUCUGAGACAGAAAUGACUUUGCGAUGGACACCGCCAAGUCAGCCCAACGGGAUUCUUAUUGGGUACCACUUGCAGUACCAACAAAUCGUGGAGAGUGACGACAGCCCGAUGCAGAUGGAGAAAAUCGACGAUCCCACAAUCAGCCACCUCACCCUGAAGGGCCUGGAUCGCCAUAGCCAUUACCGCUUCUACCUGAAGGGGCGCACUGCGGCUGGAGAUGGAGAAGCCAUCAUGAGGGAAGGUGCCACCACUCUGGAUGGAGUGCCUCCUAUGAACAUCAGCGUGUCUCCUGGAGAGAACUUUGUGAAUAUCAGCUGGGUGGCCAAGAAGCGCCACAGGAACGUUCCAUUCCAGAUCCAAUAUUUCAAGAAGAACGAUGCUGCUCGGAAGAAGACCGAGAGGGUGGACUCCUCGCAGCCCUUCUACCAGCUCCAGGGUCUAAGACCUGGUUCUCAUUACCAUCUGCACUUCAUCCACAGCAACGUCACCUUCUUUCAGACAGAAAUUGACACCGAGGGAACCGGUAUGACUGAGAUGCAGCCCAGCAUUGCGACCCAGGGAUGGUUCAUCGGCCUGGUCAGCGCCAUCGUCUUGCUACUGCUCUUACUGCUCAUCCUCUGCUUUGUCCGGAGGAACAAAGGGGGAAAGUAUUCAGUGAAAGACAAAGAGGAAGGCCCGAUGGACUCAGAAGCUCGACCAAUGAAGGACGAGACCUUUGGCGAGUACAGAUCUCUCGAAAGCGAUCUGGAGGAGAAGCGCACCGCCAGCCAGCCGUCUUUGUGCGAGGAGAGCAAGCUGUGCAGUCAGGACAACCUGAACUUCAACGGCAGCAGCGUGUUGACCACCGAGAUCAACCUGGAUGAGUCGCUGGCCAGUCAGUUCAGCCGGGGGCCCAGCGAGGGCCAAGAGGUGCCCGAUAACUCCCCGCUCAACGGCGCCGCCGCCGCUAACGGCCUGCCCAACCAAGCCACCAUCCUCGAUUGACCAUCCGCGGAGAACCGUCAAGACCAAAACAUGUCAACACAUACGUGCCCGUACGCUCCCGUUCCCCGUUGAGUAGUGUGACGACGCAAUCGACGUAACUGCUGCUGGUGUCGUCUGAUGGACUGGACUGUUUUGACCAAAGGCAUGUCCAAAAAAAGUAUUGGACCCAUGGGACAUAAAUCCGACUAACCCUGACAUGGAGGAAUCGGUGAUCCUUCUUCGUCUGUGUAAUGUAUAACGUAAAUGAUUAACUUUCAUCUCUCAUCUUGAUUUCUGACCUCAAAACCGCUUCAUAAAAUGGCAAAGAAGAAUGUGCAGAUGAAAUAAUAAUAAUAAUCAAAGGGGGCUGCGAACAGAGCAGCUGCAGACUGGAAGGGAAGCGUGAUGGGACGCAGCUGUCGUGCUACAUUUUCGUCAUUUAUUAUUUUUUAUAAUGAUUUCACACAAUGUAAGUGCCAGUGAUUUUUUUUUGGAUAAUUUUGUAUUCCAUUUUUAUGAGCUAAUCCCGUUUAUACGUCUAUAUUAGUCGUGCUCCGAUUGAGCGGCCGGAAAAGCCCGUGAUCGGCAUACGGGAUGUCGAUCAAUGCCUUUCAUGCCUUUCAAUGAUAAAUCAACCUGCGUGCAGUGCGGCGUCCCCUCCCCCUUUACCGACCAAACUCGUAAAAUAUGUUUGUGCGUUUUCUGCACUGGUAAUUUGAAAUAAUGUCGUGUUUUUGUAUGAGAAAAGAAUGAAAAUUUUGAUAUUUCUUUUCCCCCUGAUUCAUCAUUUAAUUGAAAUAUAAUUGAUAGAAAAUAAUCAUUAGUGAGCAACUCUAAAAUUGCAAAAAAUAUGCAGCUAAUCCAUGUCAAUCGGUAUCGGAUUAUUUUUCAUAUAUAUAUAUAUAUAUAUAUAUAUCCUUAUGGACAUAUUUCACGGAUUUGAGAUAAUUUGUCAGAGAACAUUGAAGUUACGAUUUCAUACAGUUUCAUAUCAUGACUAACUAACACACUAACAAUGCAUAAAGAGGAACUUGCUGUGAAAACGCUGACUAGCAUCUGGUGUAUAUAUUUGCAUCGACGUGUAAUCUAUUUAGCCAUAUUCCAGUAUUCUAGCUCCUGGUCCUUUACGCGUUCCUGUGCCUGCUGGGUUUUGCAUUGAGCACCUGAUUGAUGUCAUGACUCCAUCAUCAAGUGGAAUGUUGUGAUUGGAGAUGAGCUUGUAAAUUUUGUGUCAAGAUUUGUGUUGCUUUCUGUAUGUUGUCUUUGUCUCUUUCGACACUAUCACGCUCCGUGUUUUGUUUGAGAGGUGCAGCGCAGCAGCGCUUGCAGAUGAAAGGGGCGGAGUCUUGCGGGUAAACGCCAUACAAUCAAUCAUGCAGUUUAAGAUUGGUGAACUGACUGGCAAUCUGCAGAUAAUAAAGGCAAGUAGGUGGUGUUGAAAUCACAUCUUGAGAAUGUAUUUUUUUAAAUUACAUUUCAGGCCAUCAAUUACUCAUACCCUGAUGACAUUUUGAAUAAAAUUUGGUGAAUUUUUAAAUGGAAAUGCCACGUUAAGUGUCCCAAAAAAAGUGUGUUAAAAAAUAAUAAUUCUUUAAAAAAAAAAAAGAAAAUCUUUUUUUAAUGUUUUUACAAAAAUCCCCAAUAAUUAAUGCUGCUUUUUUUUUUCAAUGCAGAGCCUUGUUCUAACUUGAUAGAUUCAUAGUGGUCGGGCAUAUAUAUAAUUAAAAAUAAAAUCUAAAAAUAAAAUUAAAAAUAAAAUCAAAAUUUAACAUAACAGUAAUGUACUUCAAAAUUUUGCCAGGGUAUGAAUAACCGUGGGUUUUACUCUACGUGCUACAGAGGGCAACGUAGCUCGGCUACGGUGGCUGCAGGAGUUUAUUGCAGGAUCUUAAAAUGUAAAUACAGUCCAUUCUUGAAAAGAACCACAACCGCUUGAAAAUCUGCAGGUUUAAAAUUUCUGAGCGUCAUCUUAAAGCAAAACUGUCACUGUUCUUUGUAUCGUUGCUUUUGUUAUUGCCAUAUUACUGUCGUAAAAAUUUGGCUGUUCUGCAAAUUAAAAGAAGGUCAAAUAAAAAAGGGGAAAAGUCUGUAGAUGUUUGCCAAUUUAAUGCCAAAUUGUCAACUGUCUUGUGUUUUGUUUCGUGCCAACUGGCAAGUCACUCUUUUUGUUUGUCAUGAAAAGUAGGUUGCAGCAUGGUCAGUCGAUGCGACGAGACAGGAGAAGGCAAGGACAUGUCAGGCAAGUCUUGGUUAAGACACACACACAUACACACCCAAACACACUCAGGACAGAUCAGGAAAUGCUAAUGUCUGCCCACACCGUCCCGCCCCUCCAAAAAAAAAAAAAAAA
Messenger RNA from Syngnathus acus (greater pipefish), 6423 nucleotides. RefSeq names its product L1 cell adhesion molecule, paralog a (gene l1cama). Gene Ontology annotation, molecular function: protein binding. The coding region runs from base 273 to 4094 and encodes 1273 amino acids. The record is from RefSeq and is a predicted model, not a curated record. NCBI's taxonomy places the organism in Eukaryota, Metazoa, Chordata, Actinopteri, Syngnathiformes, Syngnathidae. The transcript is spliced from 29 exons. Gene Ontology annotation, biological process: cell-cell adhesion.